CUAAGCAUGAACAAUUAAUUCAAAAUGCCAAUAUUAUGAGAUCAACUGUGUAUAAUUUGCCUGAAGAGGCCAUUGAAGAAACACAUAAAAUGUUAGUUUAUCAUAUAAAAGAAAGACUAAAACAACAUUCAAAAUAUGCUGGAAAUAUUCGUAUUAUGGGCGUUGAUUCUUAUUUUAUUUUAUCUCAAAUAUUAAGAGAUGAUAAUUGGGGUACUAAAUACUUUUUACAACAUCAAAAAACAUUUGUUUUAUUAUACCAAUUGUCAUCAAGUUUAAAUGAAUCCGAUCCUCUUCAAGAGUCCAAUUCUAUUCAAGAAUCUAAUUCUCAGCAAGAAUCAAAUUCAUUUCAAGAAUCUAAUCCUCUUUAA
Messenger RNA from Racocetra fulgida, 368 nucleotides. The record is from the annotation of a GenBank genome assembly. Lineage: Eukaryota; Fungi; Glomeromycota; Glomeromycetes; Diversisporales; Gigasporaceae.